Zasmidium cellare ATCC 36951 is the source of this 2256-nucleotide messenger RNA. RefSeq lists its product as uncharacterized. The coding region runs from base 1 to 2256 and encodes 751 amino acids. The record is from RefSeq and is a predicted model, not a curated record. Gene Ontology annotation, molecular function: ATP binding; ATP hydrolysis activity. The transcript has 8 exons. NCBI's taxonomy places the organism in Eukaryota, Fungi, Ascomycota, Dothideomycetes, Mycosphaerellales, Mycosphaerellaceae.
AUGCCUCCCACUAAAAGCAUUACGCCAUCUUGCAAUGGACAGUUCAAUACAACAGAUACUCCUCCGAGCAGCCCUGUUCUGGAAGAUGUUCAUGGUCUCAUAUCGACUCGUUCGAAAAGUUCAGAUGGCACCACCGCCAUUCAGCUUUUGCAGAAAAUACUUGCUGCUGUGAGAGACGAGUCCACCUCAUCGUUGGAGGAAAAAUCUCCUAUCAAAUCAGAUGAUACCGACGACCAGGAAUCAAAACUCCGUUCUAAGGUGAUCGACGAGGUGCCUGAAAGUACCAUCUCUCUGGUGUCGAAUGAUACCAGAUCUAGCUCAGCUGGACUGCGUGCUUCUAAAUUGGACUACAAGAAAGUUAACGAGGUCUGGGACAAGAAAGCGUACAGCUACAAGCUUGCUGAGCCGCUCCCUUCCAUGGACGUCGACGAACUCGACCAGUACAUAUUCGUGGUUCGUGAGAGGACUGACAGGAAGACGCUAGCCGCAGUGUCUUACAUUGAUGUGAAGUCCAUUAAGCUUCGCGGAAUGCUAAGGACGAUCUUGAAAGACGUCCGAAGCAUCUGUCUCCAAGAAGACAAGCCUUCUAUCGAGGCGAACCUGCUGUACAGCUUCCUCCCUGAGAUGAAGACGCUUGCGUACAGCACUGGCUCAGAUGGUGCUAUAAUCAGACAAGCCGAACAUUCCAAAAUUCUAUUCGAAUUCCUUGAGUCUACUUAUGCGCGGACGUCUCAACGCCUCGGUUCACUUCUUCGCAGCAAUGAAAUCACAUACGAUCUGCUUUGGGCCCUCUUCAAGCCGAAUACAGAGAUCUAUACGACCUGCGCUGGCACGGACGAGCCCAUGUGUGUCACGGUGAAUCAUAGUGAGGAGAAGGAAAUGCCGAACGGAACCAAAUACUUUCAUGUCGAAUGCCGCCAUUUCGAUUACGAUGGGAAGAUAUUCGGAGAAGCGACUGUGGAACUCGCCGUUGAGAAGUUCCGCGGGUCGAAACGGAUCGAGCUCCUUCCAGCGUUUCCUCUGCAAUAUCAUCAACACUCAGCAGAUGUCAGCAAACAGCUCAUCGACUGCGGCCGGCGAUUUUUGACCUUGGUGGGAACAGCACACCACAAACACUAUGAGGGUUACGCAUUCAGGAAAGACGACAAGGGACGCCUCAUUAGAACAUUCAUCAAAAGCCGAAUCAUGGUGGAUGCGUCAUACUUCCAUCGCAUCAAUCCAAAUUACGGGAAACCCCAGGUCGAUGAGCACCAAAUGCAUGAAUGGGGCGGCGUGGUUCUCGUACGCCCGGACGAGAAGAAGGCUGACGUGAGGAAUGCAAACGUGGAAUCGGGCGACUUGAAAGACGCGGAGUUGUUGACGUGCUGCCCGACUGUUCCAGGAUUCAGUUUGGAAGACAAACAGUGGUUCGAGUUUGCUGUUGCCAAAAUCAGCGACAUAGACUGGGAGCCCUCUUCAUUUGACGCUCUCUCCAUUCCUGCUAAGCAGAAAAAGCUCAUUCAAGCUCUUAGCAAGUCCUAUCUCCAUCGGGACUCUAAGAGCAGCUUUGACGACUUCAUAUCUGGAAAAGGGCAAGGACUCAACAUACUGCUGCAUCUUGCUGAUGCGCCAAACAGUGGGCCCCCCGGGGUCGGCAAAACACUGACCGCUGAAGCCAUGUCUGAGUAUCUUCGAAGACCGCUUUACGUGAUAUCUGCUGGAGAGCUAGGAACCGACAUCAAGGAGCUUGAGGCCAAGCUGUCUCGGAUCUUUAAGACAGCGAGACACUGGAAGGCGACUCUUCUCCUAGAUGAGGCGGACGUGUUCGUCGAGCAGCGUGCUAAUAGCGAUAUCUACCGCAAUGCUCUAGUCUGCGUGUUCUUGCGCAAGCUUGAGUAUUACGACGGAAUCCUGUUUCUCACGACUAAUCGAGUGACAACGAUUGAUGAAGCGAUUGCUAGUAGAAUACACCUCGCACUGCGGUAUCACGCGCUAAACGAAAGAGGGCGGAAAUCUGUAUGGAAUAACUUCCUAAGGAGAGCAAGCACGACACAGGGUCGUUCCGACUGCGGCCCAGAAGAACUCACUAUUCUGGCAAAGGCGGUUCUAAAUGGGCGAGAGAUCAAGAAUACGGUGUCCUUGGCUCAGGCUUUGGCGGAAUCCGAAGGCUGUCGAGUGUCUUUGUCACACCUCGAAGAGGCUAUCGAAUCGAACAAGCACUUCCAGACCGACUUCCGUGGAGCAGGCCAGAUUGAAAACAUGCAUUCUUAUACGUAG